AUGUUAUCCUUACUCAUCCCCAUAAUAUUCCUCUCUUCCCUCACCACGAGCCAAAACCACACCCUCACAUUCCAAAACCUUUUCCCCACCACCCGUCUCCUAAUCUUCACUCCCAACCCCAACAGCUACUCCAUCCCCGCGCAAUCAAUAGAGCCCUCUCAACACCUCAAUCUCUCCAUCCCCAACUGGGCCGUAAAUUUCAAAGCCGUCGAUCCCAAACUCUAUAAUCUGGAUCAUCCAGGUCCCGAACAGUAUAUUCUGGGCGAAGUAUGUUUUGCGUGUUGGCAGGAUAUCACGUUUUUUGAUGUUAAGGCCAUUUGGAAUUGUUGUGAUAAUGAGGGGGUGCAUUGGAUGUGGGGAUUUGAUUAUGAUGGGGAUUAUGAGGGGAGUAGAGAGGGAUUUGGGGAGAGUGAGGUUUCUGGGUGUAAAAAGUUUCCUUGUGGGGAAGUGUAUAAUGAGAGUGAUGAUGUGCAGACGAAGACGACGACGAAAGAUGCAAUUUGGGUGGUGUUAGGGCCGUAA
This is a messenger RNA of Sclerotinia sclerotiorum 1980 UF-70, 522 nucleotides long. RefSeq lists its product as hypothetical. The record is from RefSeq and is a predicted model, not a curated record. NCBI's taxonomy places the organism in Eukaryota, Fungi, Ascomycota, Leotiomycetes, Helotiales, Sclerotiniaceae. The transcript has a single exon. Bases 1 to 522 code for a protein of 173 amino acids.